Molecule: messenger RNA, 1929 nt
Organism: Gambusia affinis (western mosquitofish)
Lineage: Eukaryota; Metazoa; Chordata; Actinopteri; Cyprinodontiformes; Poeciliidae
Product: ras-related protein Rab-8A
Exons: 8
Coding region: 83-703 (206 amino acids)
Biological process (GO): Golgi vesicle fusion to target membrane; protein secretion; regulation of exocytosis
Cellular component (GO): dendritic spine; plasma membrane; synaptic vesicle
Molecular function (GO): GTP binding; GTPase activity
Source: RefSeq, a predicted model, not a curated record
AGGGGGCGUCGUGUCAAUUUUUUUUCUUUUUUUUUUUUGCUUUGCAUCUUCGCCGGGCGGGAUUUCCGCAAUAAUAUCAAGUAUGGCGAAAACAUACGACUAUUUGUUUAAAUUACUGCUAAUCGGGGACUCUGGUGUCGGGAAGACCUGUGUCCUCUUCAGAUUUUCAGAAGACGCCUUCAACUCAACGUUUAUCUCAACAAUAGGUAUUGAUUUCAAGAUUAGGACAAUAGAGCUUGAUGGCAAGAAGAUAAAGUUACAGAUAUGGGACACAGCUGGUCAGGAACGUUUCAGAACAAUCACAACAGCCUACUACAGAGGAGCAAUGGGGAUCAUGCUUGUCUAUGACAUCACAAAUGAGAAAUCAUUUGACAAUAUCAAGAACUGGAUAAGGAACAUAGAGGAACAUGCGUCAUCUGAUGUCGAGAAAAUGGUUCUUGGCAAUAAAUGCGACAUCAAUGACAAGAGGCAGGUUUCCAAAGAUAGGGGAGAGAAGCUUGCACUAGAGUAUGGGAUCAAGUUCAUGGAGACCAGUGCAAAGGCCAACAUCAAUGUGGAAAAUGCGUUUUUGACUCUUGCCAGAGACAUCAAAUCAAAGAUGGACACAAAAAUGGAAGGUAAUGCCCCUCAAGGCAGCAGUCAUGGAGUCAAGAUCUCCGAGCCACAGAAAAAGACCAGUUUCUUCCGCUGCAGCUUGCUCUGAGAACCGAAGCCUUCCAUGCUGGCUACACGCCGGCCGGACACAACUUGACUGUGCUUGCUCUCAGCACUUCCUCCUCUCUUUUUUUCUUUCUUUUUUCUUUUUUUUUCUUUUGCUUAUUCUACCCAGCCAUGGCCUCUCCCGGUCUGCAAAAACCACUAUUGUCUGUAAGCGGAGGACUUCCCCUCCACUCUUCCUUUUCUGAAGGCUUCCAGAGGUGCGUCGCUUCCAUUAUUAGAGGAAAACUUGUCUUUACUUUUCAAGAGUUUUUAACUGUCAAAGGACUCAUCACUGAUGUGUUUUCUGUUACAAAAUUGGGGGCUUCUUGUAUUUCUCUCAGUCAGUAGCACAGUCAGUGACAGAAGAUACUUGCCUCAUUAUAAUAUUUUUGAGUUGGAAAUCAAAUGUGGUAUUUUGGUCUACUUUUAAUGGCACUCUUUAGGUGUUUGUGUUACAUGGUGCCGAGCAGAGACUGAUGGUUCUGAACUUCAGUGAAACAGAGUUGCACUUUUUUUAUAUCAGCAGCUGAAGUCAUAUCAAGACAUAUAAAGUCCAUUCAAAAUUAUUCAGAAAGUUUUUUUUAUUUGUUGUUUGUUGUUCUUGACAAUCAUCCGAUGAGACUGAAAAUGUCCUGAUCACUGCCUCCAAACUAUUUUUGCAGUAGCAUUCAAGUGUAGGUAAAAUAUAAUCCUUUGUUUUCUUAGUCCUGCUGUCCAAAUUUAGCUGAAAAGAAAAAAGAGGUGGCAUAUUUUUGUAAAAGGGUCUUUAAAGUGGCAACUUGUAUUAGUGGUAGAGAUGGACUAUGAGGCUUUUCCUGGUUAAAAGGACCUUUUCUUUAUGCUAAUUUAAAAAGGUGAAAUGGCUCCUUGAUAGAUGUUGCAGUUUUAAUUCUAACAGAAAAUGAAGGAAUUGCGAGAUUAUCCCCAUCAAAGCAUAAGCCACAAACCCUCUGUUGAGUUUUGUUAAACUGAAAAUGAAUUGUAUUGAAGCAUAUGCUAUUGGUUGAUGCAUUUAUACACGGAAAACAGUGAGAUUUCACAUUUUAUAACACAUUUAAUCAAUAAAAAAAAUACAAUUUUUAGUUAUUUGACUAAUGAAAGAAAUAUUGGCUUAUUCCAAGUCUUGUCAGAUUGUUUGUUGUGUUUAUAUAUUGUUACAUGUUUGGAAAUAACCGAAGAGGCCAAGAGUAUUAAACUAUUACAUGAUAAAUAAACAUUCAGUUUUUCAGA